Molecule: messenger RNA, 552 nt
Organism: Fonsecaea monophora
Lineage: Eukaryota; Fungi; Ascomycota; Eurotiomycetes; Chaetothyriales; Herpotrichiellaceae
Exons: 2
Coding region: 1-552 (183 amino acids)
Source: RefSeq, a predicted model, not a curated record
AUGGAUUUGCUAGCUACUGUCAGAAAGGAGGGGUCGCGAGGGGGUCGUGGAGAGUUCAAGUGGUCUGAUGUUGAAAGCUCUUCCCACCGUGAGAAUUAUCUGGGCCACUCACUGAUGGCCCCCGUUGGUCGUUGGCAGAAAGGCCGUGAUCUCACCUGGUAUGCUAAAGCAGACGGUGAUGCCCAAGGUGACGAAGAUGCUGCCGCCAAAGCUGCAAGAGAACGUAAAGAGGAGAUCCAGAGAGUCAAACAGGCCGAGGAAGAUGCACUCGCCCGCGCUCUUGGUUUGCCAGUGCCCCAACGAAACAAUCCAAACAUGGAUGAGCUGGGGGCUCGACGUGAAGUUGACCACGCUUUGAAAGAGGUUGCACCUGGCGAGGACAUGGCGUCUUCCAGGGGUGUUGGCGCCGUCAUGGCGACCGAAGGCACCGAAGCCGGAGUCGCAGUGGCCAUCGGCACCGAGACAGCCAUCACAGAAGACACCGGGAAGACCGCCAUCGACAUAGGGAGCACCGAUCCCGGUCCCCACGGCGGAAUAGGUCUGACCGUGUGA